This is a messenger RNA of Populus nigra (black poplar), 3733 nucleotides long. RefSeq names its product disease resistance protein RUN1-like. Gene Ontology annotation, biological process: signal transduction; defense response. NCBI's taxonomy places the organism in Eukaryota, Viridiplantae, Streptophyta, Magnoliopsida, Malpighiales, Salicaceae. The transcript is spliced from 7 exons. The record is from RefSeq and is a predicted model, not a curated record. Gene Ontology annotation, molecular function: ADP binding; ATP hydrolysis activity. The coding region runs from base 172 to 3612 and encodes 1146 amino acids.
UGUCCCAUUGCUUCCAUUUCAUAGCUAACUCUUUGUUAUACUGAACUUGCUCUUCUUUGCUUCUUUCUCGUUUUAAUUUCAUGUCUUGCUCAUAACGAUAACUUGAAAGCCUUACGUUCAGAUAGAUAAUCAUUGACCAGUUCAUCCUAUAUUAUUCUGUUUAAUUUCGAAAUGCAGAAGGAAAAACGCAAGCAAUCCAAAGAUGAAGAAGACGAUUCAUCCUCGCGAAAGAGAAGAAAAGCUGACCUCAGUAAGCCUGUCAGUUUUGUCUCCACAGAGCCAGAGUCUUCUCGAUCUAGACCAGAAGGGGCCUAUGAUGUCUUCUUGAGUUUUAGAGGAGAAGAUACUCGCAAGACAUUUACAGAUCAUCUCUACACUGCCUUAGUCCAAGCAGGAAUCCACACUUUUCGAGAUGAUGAUGAACUUCCGAGGGGAGGAGAAAUCUCCGAUCAUCUCCUCAGAGCAAUUCAAGAAUCAAAGAUAUCCAUAAUUGUCUUCUCAAAAGGAUAUGCUUCUUCUAGAUGGUGUCUCAACGAACUUGUAGAGAUUCUUAAGUGCAAAAACAGGAAAACCGAUCAGAUUGUUCUUCCUAUAUUCUAUGACAUUGAUCCUUCAUAUGUGAGAAAACAGAAUGACAGUUUUGCAGAAGCAUUUGUUAAACAUGAAGGGCGUUUUGAAGAGAAGUUGGUGAAGGAGUGGAGAAAAGCUCUUGAGGAGGCUGGAAAUCUAUCUGGAUGGAAUCUCAAUGAUAUGGCAAAUGGGCACGAAGCAAAAUUUAUCAAAGAGAUUAUCAAGGAUGUGUUGAAUAAAUUAGAUCCCAAGUACUUAUAUGUUCCUGAGCACCUAGUAGGUAUGCAUCGGCUUGCUCACGAAAUUUUUGACUUUCUAAGUACUGCAACAGAUGAUGUACGCAUUGUGGGCAUACAUGGGAUGCCAGGAAUAGGAAAGACUACUCUAGCAAAAGUUGUCUUUAAUCAACUCUGCUAUGGAUUCGAGGGAAGCUAUUUUCUUUCGAAUAUCAAUGAAACAUCAAAACAAUUUAAUGGUGGUCUUGUUGAUUUACAAAAGCAACUUCUUCAAUAUGAUAUUUUAAAACAAGAUGUUGCUAACAUCAAUUGUGUCGAUAGAGGAAAGGUUCUGAUCAAAGAACGACUUUGUCGCAAAAGAGUUCUUGUUGUUGCUGAUGAUGUGGCUCAUCUGGACCAGCUAAAUGCUUUGAUGGGAGAGCGAAGUUGGUUGGGUCCCGGAAGUAGAGUAAUUAUUACAACAAGGGAUUCAAAUCUUCUUCGUAAAGCAGAUCGAACAUAUCAGAUUGAAGAAUUGACACAAGAUCAGUCCCUUCGGCUAUUCAGCUGGCAUGCCUUUAAGGACACCAAGCCAGCAGAAGAUUAUAUUAAGCUUUCCAAGGAUGCAGUUGAUUACUGUGGAGGACUUCCUUUAUCUCUUGAGGUUAUAGGAGCUCUUCUGUACGGGAAAGAAAAAGAUAGAUGGGAAAGUGAAAUUGACAACUUGAGCAGAAUCCCAGAAAGCAAUAUUCAAGGAAAGCUUUUAAUAAGUUUUGACGCACUGGAUGGUGAACUACGAAAUGCAUUCCUUGAUAUUGCAUGCUUCUUUAUUGAUGCAGAGAAAGAAUACGUAGCAAAACUGCUAGGAGCCCGUUGCCGUUACAAUCCAGAAGUUGUUUUGGAAACUCUCCGUGAAAGGUCUCUGAUUAAAGUAUUAGGAGAGACGGUAACCAUGCAUGAUCUAUUACGAGACAUGGGAAGGGAGGUCGUUCGUGAAUCGUCUCCAAAAGAACCUGGAAAGAUGACCAGAAUUUGGAAUCAAGAGGAUGCCCGGAAUGUGCUUGAGCAGCAGAAGGGUACGGAAGUUGUAGAGGGUCUUAAACUGGAUGUCAGAGCAUCAGAAGCUAAAUCACUGAGCACAGGAUCAUUUGGAAAAAUGAAAUGCUUAAAUUUACUCCAAAUCAAUGGAGCACAUCUCACCGGGUCCUUCAAACACCUUUCUAAAGUGUUGAUGUGGAUUUGUUGGCAUGAUUGUCCUUUAAAAUAUUUGCCAUCUGAUUUUCCCUUGGACAAUCUAGCUAUUCUUGAUAUGCAGUACAGUAACCUCAAAGAACUAUGGAAAGGAAAAAAGAUUCUCAACAGGCUAAAAAUCUUUAAUCUCAGUCAUUCUCAGAAUCUUAUUAAAACACCAAAUUUACACAGUUCAAGUCUAGAGAAAGUAAAGCUGAAAGGUUGCUCGAGUUUAGUUGAGGUCCAUCAAUCUAUUGGAAAUUUGACUAGCCUCGUUUUCUUGAAUCUAGAGGGAUGUUGUAGUCUAAAGAUUCUUCCUGAAAGCAUUGGCAAUGUAAAGUCUCUUGAAACUCUGAAUAUUUCUUGGUGUUCACAACUUGAGAAAUUGCCAGAACGCAUGGGUGAUCUGAAAUCCUUAACUAAGCUGCUAGCCGAUGGGAUUGAAAAUGAGCAAUUUCUCUCUUCAAUUGGACAAUUAAAGCAUGUCAGAAGUUUAUCAUUGCAUGGGAACAGUUCGGCUCCACCAAGUUCUUCUUUGAUUUCAGCAGGUGUUUUGAAUUGGAAACGAUGGCUGCCAACAUAUUUCGGAUGGAGAUCAGUGAAUCGUCUUGAGCUUUCUAAUAGUGGUUUGUCUGAUCGGGCAACUAACUAUGUUGAUUUCAGUGGUUUGUCAGCUCUAGAAGUAUUAGAUCUAACAGGAAACAAAUUCUCUAGCCUGCCUUUUGGGAUCGGCUUCCUUCCCAAGCUAUGGUGGUUGUCUGUUCAGGCAUGCAGAUAUCUUGAAUCAAUCCCAGAUCUUCCCUCAAGUUUAGGCAGAUUGGGUGCAUCUUAUUGCAAAUCAUUGAAAAGAGUAAGAAUACCAAUCAAGCCAAAAAAAGAACUAUAUAUAAGUCUAUGUGAUUGUAAUUUAUUAGAAGAGAUUCAGGGCAUCGAAGGUCUAAGUAAUAGUUUCUGGUAUAUUGGUGUUGAUGACCGCAGCCAUUCACCAAAUAAAUUACCGAAAAGCAUUGUUGAGGCAAUGUGCAACGGUGACCGGUAUUGUAUUUACGGCAUUCCUGGUGGUAACAUGCCAAAUUGGAUGAGCUACAGUGGAGAAGGAUGCUUACUGUCAUUCCAUAUACCUCCAGUCUUCCGAGGCUUACUUGUUUGGUUUGUCUAUCCACUCGAGGAGGAUGUUCACAUUAUUAUUAUUAUUAUUAUUAUUAUAAGAAAUAAAAGCAAUGGUAUUCAAUUGUUUGAAGAAAAACUAAUGGCAGAACCUGGGGGAUGGAUAAGAUACAUAAGGAGGAGUGAAAUGGCAAUGGAAGAUUACUGUGGAGAUGACGAAUUGGAACUAUACAUACAUACAGAGCCAAGAGGAGAUGCAGUGCGCAUCGUUAAAGAAUGUGGGGUUCAUGUGAUCGCAAAGAAGUCAGAUUCAUCUGAAGAGUCGGAAGUGGGAAGAGAUACAGUGAUGCCUUCACCGCCGCUGUAUCAUCUGCUUCCUCAUCCCCACUGUGGUUCCAUUACAGCGUCCACACCAAAGCAAUGGAGUGACUAUUUAUUUGCCAAGCUGCAAGAACAUAGCCUCAAUUUAAUACUUGAUGGAGACAUAUGACCUGGAUGAUUGUGAGAGCACAAAAUUAUUCUACAAAGAGAUGCUUGAAUUUACUCCAACUCAGUAUGGUAAUAACAAAGGCUGUAAGAUCUUGCUAUGUAUUAUUGCAUAGUUUUUAUUA